AUGGCAACAUCCUCGCCUAACAUGGCUCAUGCCAACGAUAAAACCGUCAGCGAUGACGAGAAGAUCGCACUACCCAAGGACUCGGAUUCUUCGUCUGGCCAUAUUGAUACUGUUGAGGAAGCGGCAGCGCCUGGUGCAGACGUUAUGGUUGUCGACAAGGCAACUGAAAGGGCGGUUUUGAGAAAAGUGGACUUACGCAUCGUUCCAAUGAUAUGCUGGGUCUAUCUUAUGAACAUGAUGGAUCGAGUCAAUAUCGGGAAUGCUCGACUUUUCCAUAUGGAAAGAGAUCUUGGCCUGACUGGCAAUCAGUUCCAACUCGCAGUCUCGUUGCUGUUCGUCACCUAUUGCUUAUUUGAAGCCCCAUCGAACAUGAUCAUCAAGAAAAUGCAGCCAGCACGCUAUCUCGCUGGCUUGACUAUUGCGUGGGGUCUUACUGCGACGUUCAGCGCAUUUGUCAACAACCUGGGCUCGCUCCUCGCCUGCCGCUUGCUUCUAGGUCUAUUCGAAAGCGGCUUCUUCCCCGGAGUAGUACUUUAUCUCUCUAUGUUUUACGGCCGUCGCAGUUUAGCACUUCGCAUUGCCUACUUCUAUUCAACAGCUGCUUUGUCCGGUUUGUGUGGCGGACUUGUGGCAUACGGGAUUGGCCAUAUGGAUGGUGCCGCUGGAUGGAGUGCUUGGAGGUGGAUUAUACUCAUCAAUGGUGCACCUACGAUCAUUACUGGGUUGGUAAUUCCCUUUGUCCUGCCCAACUCUCCUGAAACCGCGAAGUUUCUCAAUGAAAAAGACCGACAGGUCCUCGUCAAUAUCCACGAGGCCCAACUCGGUCGCGCUAGGAAUCUGCGGCACAUGGAAUGGCCUGAUGUGAAAGACGGAAUGAAGGACUGGACCACUUGGGCCUACUGCUUUGCUCUCUUCCCCCUAUUGACCAUGUUAUACUCAUUCGUUGUGUUCCUACCAACUAUCAUCAACGAGAUGGGCACCGGUUGGAGCCCGACCAUCGUGCAGGCCAUGACAGUGCCCGUAUACGCUUUCGGCGCUAUCAUAUACCUCAUCUGCGCCCGUCUUUCAGAUCUCACCCAGCGCCGAGGAUAUUUCAUCAUUGGCUCUAUCAUCUCGUCCAUGGUGGGAUAUGGCAUGCUGCUUUCGAACUCGGGUACUGCUACCUCGUACGCUGGGACGUUUUUCGUCGCGGUCGGAAUCUUCACCGGUGCGGGCAUCUCGUUCGCCUGGGUGCCGACAAACAAUCCUCGCUACGGCAAGCGGGCUUUCUCCACAGGCAUGCAUCUCACUAUCGGAAACUCUUCAGGCGUAGCAUCUCCCUUCCUUUUCAGCCAAUCCUUUGCCCCGGCCUUCACAACUAGUUACGCUGCGUCAAUCGGUUUACUUGGGGUUUCCCUUGUCCUUAACACCAUCCUACAUCUGCAUUUCAAGCGACAGAAUAAACUCCGUGAUGAAGGGAAACAAGACUACCGGAUGGAAGGUCUUACGGAUGUGGAAAUUGAGGCAUUGGGGGAGAAGAGUCCUCGCUUUCGCUUUGCAGUGUAA
Exophiala bonariae is the source of this 1545-nucleotide messenger RNA. RefSeq lists its product as uncharacterized. Gene Ontology annotation, biological process: transmembrane transport. Gene Ontology annotation, cellular component: membrane. Gene Ontology annotation, molecular function: transmembrane transporter activity. NCBI's taxonomy places the organism in Eukaryota, Fungi, Ascomycota, Eurotiomycetes, Chaetothyriales, Herpotrichiellaceae. The transcript has a single exon. The record is from RefSeq and is a predicted model, not a curated record. The coding region runs from base 1 to 1545 and encodes 514 amino acids.